AUGGCUUCUAAAGCCGCCCUGCUAGACUCCAACACACCCUUCCGCAUCUUAAUCAACCACCACGGAGACGAUGGACUCACAAAAGUGGGGGAAACCUCCGUCGAUGUCAACCCAUCCACCUUCCCCAUCGAAACCCGCUGCUCCCAUCUCCAAGACGGUAGCACAACUUGCACAACUGGAGAAUGCUAUCACUUGGUGUCUCGAACGCCCCCACACAAAUUCGACAAGGGCUACGUCUUCACGUGCGAGAAUGAGGCGUGUUCCGGCCAUAGGACCCCGUUUAGACGGUGCUUUACUGCGGAUGGUUUGGUGUUGAGCGAGCUGGGUGACCGUACGGAUAAGAGGGCGUUAGAGAUGACAGAAUACGAUUACGGUGUGCAUGAGAUUGAGGGGUGGAAGGAUAUUGAGGGGAAGAAGGGGUUGAAUGAGACGAUGAGGAAGAUUACUGCGGUGAAGAAGCUUGCUGCAUUGAAGUAG
Molecule: messenger RNA, 477 nt
Organism: Mytilinidion resinicola
Lineage: Eukaryota; Fungi; Ascomycota; Dothideomycetes; Mytilinidiales; Mytilinidiaceae
Exons: 1
Coding region: 1-477 (158 amino acids)
Source: RefSeq, a predicted model, not a curated record